AGGCGUAAGUUUCAAUAAUCAUAAGGCGUUAUCACUCUUACAUUCUAGAUUUCGAUGGAUCCAGGUGUUUCUCAGUUAGCGAUUGAAUGCCAACAUAUAAGUAAUGUGACGAAAGAACUCGAGUUUCUCUCACUAUUGCUCACACACGCUACAUCUUACAAUAUUAUGGAAAUCAGUAAUUUAAAUAGUAAUAUGCCUGAAACAAGCGGCAUGAAAACAUUCUUCAGGAUUUUAAGUCGUAUAUGCAGGGAUUGUGGAGGCAUUUGGACAGUAAACGAAGAGUUGGACUGGUUGGUAUUCUAUUUAUUUGCUCGUUGCUACGGAUGGAGCGACAUUGAUUUAAAUGAUGUGCGAUCCCAGAUGCUGGUACCAUCAACGGGACAUAGGUAUAGAAACGUAUCAAAAGAUGAAGAGCUGAGAAUGAAAGAUAAAGUCAUCCAAAUCACCACGGAGCUAAUUUAUUUGAUAAGAAGUCUUCCCCUUUCUCUGGCUGGUUUAAAAAUGCUCAUCAGUUCUAUGAAUUUAGCUCGUGGAAUGCACCAUACUCGAAAGCAAAUAGCGUUACAUGCUAUCGAUUGGUUGACGUUUGGAUUACAAACGGAUGGGGGAGGUGUGAAGGCGACUACAAGUCCUAGAUUCACUCAGAAAAUUUCUACAACACAGCCAUUUCUACCAGAAGAUUCAACUCCAGAAAGCAUGUUUAUGACGGUAAAAGACCUUAUUUGGAAUUGUUGUACCGAUAAUAAUCGUAGUAUCCGAAUGGGGACUUUGGGACAAUUAUAUAUCCUGUUUGGAGAACUUUCGACAAAUACUAUUAUACGAUUGAUCAAGCUAUCAGUUGAGAUAUUGGAGAAACCAGAAGUCUGUGCUAGUGAAGUAACUGAAGGUGUCAUAGAUAUACUUAAUGUUUUGCUGAGAAGGCUGGUGCCCAGCGAGCAAUUAUGUAGUUCAAGGACAUCAUUAUCUGGAAACACACUAAUGUCAAAAACGAAUCUUUCUGCCUAUAAAUUUUCAGAGGAGUACGUUCAGAAUCAGUUGUUUCCAAGACUGAGUACGAUGAUUACCAACUUGUUUCAGAGUAAUCACUUCAAUGUACGCAAAGCUGCAGUCAGAGUUUAUCUAACCUGCCUCAGUCGAUGUUCGAAUGAAACAUUUAAAGAAGUUCUUCUUCAAACUGUAAAUGAUUUAUGCAUGAACGCGGAUAAGCAAUCUGAAACCUACCAAGAUAAAUCACCCUCAAAUUUCGAAAGCUGGAAAAGUAACCCAUAUUUCAAUGAAAGUCUCCUAACUCUUUGUCGAUCUUUAAUUAAGAAAGUUGGUGAAACCAAUCUGCCUUCGAAUACUGGGGACUUACAGAACUGUUUAGUUAAUUUUUAUUUGGGUCAUUCAUCUCAAUAUGUCCGCGAUAGUGCAUGCAGUCUGUACCUGACAUUGUUCAUCAGUGCAUCAAAAAAUCCCAAUCGUAUUCGUUAUCUAUUGAAUAAAAUAUUGGAGAAGUGGCAAGUUAAGCAAGAUGUGUUAUCACCUCUUUCAAAACUACUAAUUCAAAUAAACGAAACGGAAACUAUCACACCGCGUGAAAUACCUUUGACUGUGAGCUCCAAAUUAAGUUGGACAUGGCGUGAGGGGCGCAUGCGCAUGUACUAUUUAGUCGCACGCUCAUUAGUUGGGCUUCAUCUUAAAGCUCUUCACGAAUUAGAUGCUGAUGGUUAUAACCCAAUGAAUUCUGAAGACUUUUGUAUCAGCCCAACCUUUACAGAUGAUUUUCCUCAAAGAACCUUAUAUACAUCAUCAAAUAAUAAUUUACACCAAUUUGGCUUCAGUCCUGUGCCAAAAUCAAUUCCUCCCGCUCUUGUUUCAAAUCCAGAUCGUCGAGCUCCAGUUAUUAAAUCAUCAGCAUCGUCACAACCUGUAGAAAGUUCACCAACGCUCUUUCAACAGGGGGCAAAAUUAAGCUCUCCACAAACGUCCAUUUAUUUAACAGUUUUGGAAAAUAUCCGAAUGCUCGACAACGAAAGAAAUGAUAAACAGACGGAUAGCAAAACUCAGUCGUGGAUCAAACGUCUAAGUAUAGUGUCAGGAUUAACUUCAACGAGUAAAACAAAUGUCGGUCAUUCAGAGUUAAAUUCUAUCAGCAUGAAAUCUAUGUCAUUCAAUAUAUUACGAUUAGCUGUAGAGUGUACAUUAGAUGAGAACAAUGGUCUACGUCAUUCGGCCCAAAAAGCCAUUAAUGAUGUCGGAAGGCUAAUACGAUGGUAUGAUGCUGAUCUUUUGUUGGAAAUGAUUUCGUUGCAUAUGGUAGGUCCGCCAACUAUGAUGUCGUAUGCAACUUUAAAGAUUUUACGUGAUGGUCUAUCUGAAUUAUGCAUGUAUGAUGAAAUUUUACAAAAAGAAGAGGAAGAACCUGGUUUCACUGAAAAAUAUGCGAUUUCGGGAACUGUUCCGAUUUUAAAUGUAGCAUUGCUUUAUGGUUUGUUUUCGCCGGAUAGAUCAAGACUGUGGCUUCAAUGUUGCCAGCAAUAUAUUCUGGAUAGCACAAUGGCUCUUUUUAUCAGUACUUUAUCAAUAGAAUGUGCUUUGAGAACUCUUUGUCUCGUACACAGAUUGUCUAAUCUAUCACUCGUAGCAUGCACCUGGGAAAAUAUGAGGCCUAAUCCUUUUUCAAAUCUGCCAUACGCACAACGUAAACUAGAUCUAGAUGCGAGAGAUGUAGUAGAAUGUAUUAAAGGCGUUGUCGAAUUCGCUCAACGCAUAGACGUGAAACUUGGACCUACAAAUGAACCAAUACUGAAUGUUGUCAAUUUCCACAAAAUGAUGAUAACCCAGAAGCCAUAUUUAUCAUGUUUACAGCUCCCUCAAUCAACUGCAAAGUGUUCACUUACAUAUUUCGUCCUCAAGCUGGUUACUAAACUGGAGUCUGUUAUAUAUUCUUAUAUACCACCAUCCGUAAAUUCGAGUCGGCCUAAUCCAGACGUUCGUAUGACUGGUGGUCUUCUUUUAUCCCCAAUAUUGCCAUACCUUAUCACGUGGCCAUUAGCUCUUCUUCCUCCUAGCUUGGAUAAAACUUUAGGGAAUCCAUCAAAGGAGGCGAGGAUACUUGCUCUUCGUAAACUACUUCGCCUAAUUGCAGCUAUAAUACUUGCAUUGCCGAUCACAAAUAAGCCUGAAUUUUCAAAAAGUGAAUCAAGUGCAAUAAAAGGUAAUGCAUUGCUAAAAGAGCUUGCAUCAAUUGCUGAACAUUCUGUUGAAUUAGAAACUGUUGUCAGUGCUUGUUUUACUCAGUUGGAAAAUCUUGUUUCUCAAUUAAAUCAAUAUUACGAACCUACCCGAAUAUGUACUACUACCUCAUGGUGGUGGAUCCGUGCACUAUGUGAACAUUUACCUCGACUUAUGCAAGUCGCUCCAUUUUCCAAUCCUGUAAACAUAUUACGUCUUCUAAUCGAAGAUGUUAAAAGGAAAUCUAUAUUAUCAACAAAUACCAAACAAAAUACUGGUCACCAGACGGCGGAACCAACAAAAUGGUCGAGAGCACUUGAAUACGGUCUUCAGGAAGCCAAAUCUAAAAUAAGAGUAAAAGAAGGCAGUGGAGCGUUAAAGUACCAAUGGCCUAAGGUUGGUGAGAUUUUACAAGCUAAAGAAACUAUAGAAAAACAGUAUAUACUGGAAAGCAAAAGUGAGAAAAAAUCACCGACAAGAUCACUCUCAUCUCAUAUCAUAGAUACUGCUCCUUCCCCAAUAGAUGAAGAACAACAUCGUUUCUUUGUAACGAGCGAUAACGAAGAAGAAGACGUUUGCAUUCUACAUGAAGAAGUAGAUACUUCCUCUCUUUCUGAUAAUGAUGAUGAUGAAGAAGAGCAAGAACAAGAAAUUAAAGAUAAUUUAUUACAUAAACAAGAGAAGGUCCGCAGCCUAACGGUUACCCGUAGCAAGUGAGCAGAGUAUAACACGGAAAACGUUUACAUUUGUAACUGGCCACUAAAAACUUUGCCGGUCUUUUAUUAGAUAACGUCAUCCAGCUGUUACUUCAAGCAAUUGAGCGUUAAUAAUUCCCGAUGUUUACAUUAUUAGAGAUGAUUUAUGCAAAAACACUUGUUAUAUUCUACGUAUCAGAUAUCUCUUUGUAGUGUUCCUUCUGGAUUGGUACUCCGCUCUUUGUCAUUUCAUUAUAGAGGGUUGAUGAGUAAGGUAUUAUCGCACUUUAUUACAUAAACUUAUUGAUUAUUAUACAAUACAGAAGUAUUUGACCGAAUGGUUUACUUCAAGAUGAUCCGGUGUUUAAUCUGUCUUUGAUUAGACUCAACAUUCCCCGGAAAGUUUAAAUUUUAUAUACAGAGUAGAAUAAGUUAACGUGUGCCAACGUUAUUCAUUAAGCAAUUUAAUGCGAGGUAACCCAUAAAUUCAUUAUGGUUUACUCUUGAAACUGCACCAAACUGGUUUUUAUAUCUCAAGGUACUAGUCAACAACUAUUCACUCAUAUAAUCCUCACUAGUAACCAUCAAGUUGAUUUUUAUUUAGAAUAAAUCAGUAUUUUUUUAGUUUCAUUUAAACCUAUUCUUGGUAAUUAUUACUCUGAAAUUACCUAGUAAGUAAUUCUUACAAAAAACACUUUUUGUAUCAUGGUUUAAUUCACCUAUGAACCCCGUUCGUACGUAAAUCGCAAUCGCAUUUACCUUACUAUGUAACCUUUAUCAUUUAAUAUAAAAUUUUAUUACUUCUGCGUAUAUUUAACAUAACAAGAAAACCAAUUGAACUAAAUACUGUCGGUCUGUCAAAAGUUUGCGUUAAGUUUUGGUAUGAGGACAGCUAACCAGUCAAUUGUUUUUUAUUUAUUUCUAGAUUUUAUAUUCCUAUAAAAGCUGAACCGAUAGAAACACCACCAGCUAUAGAAGAUGUACAUGAGUUGAUUGAACGUGUGCUCCAGUACUGUCGACCAGAUAUUGUAACAACUGUACGUCAGAUCUUGUCAGAUUUUGAUUCACUAAACACUUCAUCACUAGAAAAGUCAAUACGGAUUCAAGAAAGUGUUUUAGGACAUACUAAAGCUCCUGUUAUACAAUGAACAACGUUUUGUGUUUCACUACCGUACAUACUGAAUAAAGAUCUUGUCACUUGCAACUAUAACAAAGGCAAAAUCAAUUCAGUUUAAAAUGAAAUAAGUGUAUACGAACUGUUUAGUAUUCUUACAUUUGAAUCAUUUUGCAUAUAAUAUUUAGUUAUAGCUCCUCUAUUGUCUGAUUUUAACGAUUCUGUAUUUCCUUGGGAUAAUUAUAGCAGUGAUAGACUGUUACUUAAUGUGCUUUUACAGUCAAGUUUUCUGUUAUUGUUGUUUUGUUUUCCUUCUCUUCAGUUUUUCCUUAAAUAUUUAUUUCCUUAGCUUACUUAGUAAUUUCUUUAUCGACUACUAGAAAUGAACUAAUAUAUGUACUUAAUAAUUUGUUUGUUAUUAGAAUCCUAUCUUUUAUGACGAUUGGUGAUUACGAUGGUAACAGUUUAUUAACAAUAGUGAUUACUUUUGUUGCAAAAAUUUGGUAUCAUCCGAAUGUCAAAGUUCUAUUUAAUUUCGUUUUACUAGUUUCUUACAAAUCCCCUGUAAUUCCGAUUGUUAAGCGUGAUUAUUGAUGCAGUAUCGAAGAUACUGCAUCAAUUAACUAGGAUAACAUCUAUUUAAGGAUUUUAGUCUAGAGUAGUUGGUCUACUAUUUUUAUGUAACGUGCUCUCCUAAACUUUUCUCAAGUUAUAGUGUAUAGGUCGUACAAUUUUUGUCCUGUAUUUUGUGUGGGAAGACGUCUGCAAGCGAAUAAUUCGGCUUACACUAGCUAAAAUGUCUAGAAUACUUGAGUGUUCUCCACCAUUUACUAUUCGGACGUAGUGAGUUUUACGGUGACAUGUUUAUGGUCUGGCAACUGAACAAUAAUAAUUAUAUCUACCGAUAUACCAGAAAUAUUCGGUGAUAGGACCGUAUUCACUUUUGAGCAUUAUAAAGCACUGUGAUUUAUUGGUGAAAUUUGCGUAUGCACUGCAAACAGUCACAUGCUUUCAAAAAGUAACGCAAAUAAAAAUAUUUAUAUCUAACUCAAAAUAAAUGAUGUUUCAUGUCAUC
Messenger RNA from Schistosoma bovis, 6100 nucleotides. The record is from the annotation of a GenBank genome assembly. NCBI's taxonomy places the organism in Eukaryota, Metazoa, Platyhelminthes, Trematoda, Strigeidida, Schistosomatidae.